AUGGGGAGGCCCACGACGAGUGCCCUGCUGCUGCCCAUCGCCUUCUUCCUGAGCCUUUUGCAUGCUGCACCCCGAACUUACCUGCCUCUUGCCCGCCGGCAGCUCCUCACCAACUUCGUAAGCAUGUUUUUACUUUUACGGGUGCAAUGAUAUUGUUUUUGGGGCAAGGGGCGGGCAGUGGAUGUUGCAGACCUCACACAGUGCAGGCGCAGGGCAACCCUAAAAUUUGAGCGCCGAUCCUUUAUCGGUUGAUGGGAAAGAUUGACAUGGGAGAAAGCUGGGCACCUUUCUGAGUGCCUGGCUGUUCCUUGCGCUCCCUGAAGCCAAGAGUUGCCCAGGCUGCUUUCUUGCUUGUUGUUUUAAUGCGGGUGACAGGAGAAUGUCCUUCUUGCUUCCUCUCCUUCUUUAUAUGGAUGUCUUUGGGGGUUUGGGGGAAGCGUGAGGAGAGAGAAUGCUGUGGUACGAUGUAUCUGCAAAUGUGAUCAGUCCGGGAACUGGAAAAGAGGCAGCGUGCUUAGUAUUGUCGGGAAUGUGGUUCAUAGUCCGUUAACGAUUGUGACAGCAAGGCAGGGUUGCAGUGCCCCGCAGAGCAACUGAAGCGAGGGCUGUCCGUGGUGGAAGUGCAGGAUAGGGACCCUACAGCGGAGGACUCUCAGAAGAAUCUGGCAGUCGCCCUACUCUUUGGCUCUCUGGUUGGUUUUUUUCUCUCUCCCCCGCCCCCCGGUUGUACACACAACAGGGAGUAUUCCGCUAAGUUUACCUCACAGUUCAAAUCGAUGGACGUAACAUAAGUCACGCCGACGUAACAUAAGUCACGCCGAUUUCUUUCUUUCCUUUCCUUUUAUUUUUCAAAUUUAUGUAAUCAUCCGACAUUCGUUCAGGAAAAUCAACAAAUCUCCUCUAGGAAAUAAAACGGCUCCGGAUCAUAAUAUUCUGCAAGAAAUUACGUCUUCACAUAAAAUUCUCCAGACCUCCUUGAAUUUUCUUCCAUAGGAAGUAGUUAUUUUAUGGGGGGGGGGAUCGUAUAAGGAACAACCAGUUUCCUCAUAAUUUAUAUCCACAUUCACUUGCCAUUCUUGCUCUUUGUUGUUUUUGCCAUUAUAGCCAAAUCCCGAACUUGUAAAGCCGUUCCUUUCCACUUUUGAGCCAUUAACAUCCUUGCAGCUGUGAACAAUUGGAUGUAUAGAUCCUUAUGUUUACCUAUCUUUAUGAUAGGUGUUAACUAAUGCCAGUGGGUCUACUUUGAGUAAAACUUAGGGCUUUUCCACACUUGUGCUUGGCCCGCCGUUUUCCCCCGAGAAAACCCUCAGUUUAUUGCUGAAUCGGUCCAAACUCCAAUGGUGCUUUCUAUGGAUUGCUGUUUGUUCCAGUUCAGCAGGAAAGAGCAUGUUUUCCUGGGGGAAACUGCAUGGCAAACCAAAAUCUGCCUAGAAAGCACAGAACAAGCAGAAAACCUCUCAGAAUUUCUGGAUGUGGGACAAGCAAAGUGUGGAUGAGCCAUUUGUUGGCUACCACCCCUUAUAUUUCACAGAAUCACAGAAUUGUACAGUUGGAAGGGACCGCGAGGGGCAUCUAGUCCAACCCCCUGCAAUGCAGGGGUUUUUUGCCCAAUGUGGGGCUCGAACUCACAACUCUGCGAUUAAGAGCUACAUGCUCUACUGACCGAGUUAUAAAGUGCAUUGCUUCCCCUCCCCUCCAUAAAUAAUUGCGGAAACUGUAGUUUACCCCGCAAAGAGCUACAGUUAGCAGCACCCUUCACAAACUACAUUUCCUAGGAUUCUUUAGGGGAAGUCAUGAGCUUUAAAUGUGUGUAGUGCGGCCUUAGCGAUUCCCGUCUUGCUAAGAUAAAUGUGUGCAGCUGGUGCGAAAAAAGCGAAAUGCUGUGCUAAGGGUCGUUUAGGAAAGGGACUGAAAAUAAAACUGCCAGUAUCAUAAUGCUGCCAAAUCGUGUACCGUUCUGGUUGCCUCACCUCAAAAAGGAUAUUGUAACACAGGAUAUUGUAAAGGUUUCAUAAAAGGAAGAUUCAGAAGAGAUGAAAGGAAGUGUUUCUUCACAUGGUGAAGCUACGAAACUCCUUCCUACGAGAUGUGAAGAGCUGAUAGCCACCAACUUAGAUGGCUUUAAGGGAAGAUUAAACGCGUAUCAAUCAGAGUAGAGCCAUUAAAAUGGACGGACCUUACUUAGUCUUGCUCAUUAAUUUCAGUGGGUCUGAGUAAAACUUAGUCGAAUUCCACCCACAAACCCCAUGCCUUAAUAAAAAAAUGGGGGGGGGGAACCCACCUACAAAAAAAAAAAUUCCUUAAAUGCCUUAACACACUCACUCACUCAAAUUAUUAGCGUUUCACAUUAUGGUAGACUAGGGAUUAUUCAGAUCAUGAAUACAUGCCUCCCUCCUUCUCAUAACUUUUGUGCGAAGGAAUUGGCUCAUUCCUUAUGUUUCCCUUUCCAGUAAUACAGAGCCCUUAACAUGCGACAGCCUUCAAUUCUAAUUGGGGAUGUUUUAACCCAUCAUUUCAUACCCAUCGUUUGUUUUCUUACCAGUUGUACAUCUCUUUGAGAUUGUUUGCUUCCCCUUGUAUGCCGGUAUCCCUGUAGUUCACAGUGGCCUCUUGGUUUGGGCCUGUCUGCUACAGGACUAAAUAGCAGUCUCACAGAUGAUUCAGGAAGAGGGGGGUAUACAGUGCUAUUUUUCUAGAAAAAGAGGUGCCGGAACUCGCCACAAACACCUCCAUUGUUCUCUUACAAGGGCAACGGCGCCCACCUGAGAGGUGCUGGAACGGAGUUCUGAGUACAUUUCAAUUUAAAUUCACGGCACUCCCCUCUCAUCCGCAGGGACACAUAUCUGAUUGAGUAACAUUUCAGCGGUAGCGCAUGGCCGCCUAUUUGCCAGUGAUUUAUUAUCGCUGAAGUGUGAGGUGUUACACAAUCAGAGCUCCCUCUCUUCCUUUUCCUCUUCCUCCCCCCCCCCACAUUGUGUGUGUGUGGUGUGUGGAUAGAUAGAUAGAUAGAUAGAUAGAGGUCUAGUGUGAGAGAGAUCACCCUCAUACACAUGGAGAAAACCACAUCUGUCGGGGCAUAAUAAGUAUCCCCCCUCAGUGAGAAUCGAAUACGUGAGGAUCGAAGCGGAAGCAGCUUGUAAAUUGUCACUUUCCUGUGAUAACCAUCACUUGUGGGUGACUAGACAGAGAAGUGUUAAAAUUUGUGGCUUACUCCACCCUGCCUUCCAAGCCACAAGUGACUUAAGAUUGGAUUGGGUGGGUGGGUGAACUAGUAGCUUCCGUGGACUCAUUGAUUUUUCAAGGCCGGCUCUACCGUUAAGCAGAGUGAUGCAACUGCCUCAGGCAGCGGCUUUUGAAGAUCACAAAAGGCAGCAAAUUAUGAGAGGCAUCGGGUUGGUUUUUUUAAUGCUCACUUUUGCCUCACGUUCCAAAAUACCUUGGUUAUGCCACAUCUUGACUUUCACGGGAGGAGGGGGGCUUUUGCUGUUCCAGUUCAGCCAGUAAAUUUUUUUUACUAGGCAGAGCUUUAGUCAGGCAUUGAAACACAUAGGCCUGGGCUGUGCACACAUUUAAAGCAUCCCUUCCCACAAAUGCUGGGAACUGUAGGUCCGUGAGAAGAAAACUACAGUUCCCAGAUUUUUUUGGGGGGUGAAGUGUCUUGGCUUCGUUGCUGAACUAAAGCGCCUGGGGAGCUUAGGAGCCAAGGUCCCUUUGCCCCCCCCAAUAAAAUAUUUGAGAGGCCCACCCCCAAGUUGAUGGGCGUUGCCAUUUAAAUGGCGUGUGUGCCACAUCUUGUGAUCAGUUAUGCAGGGUAAGGUUUAUCUGCCCCCCCCCAUUUUAUUCAAGUUGGUAGCCCUGCUGGGAAGUAGCAGUAGCAAAGUGAGUUUUGUUUUGAUUAUUGAAUUUUCAUCCAAAGAUCUCAGGGUGGUUCACAGCAUAAAAAUACAAAAUAAAACCACAAAGUACAUAAUAAAAAAAGAACGCAAACAAAACAAUACCCCCCCCUUCCCACAAACACAUUUUAAAGGACAUAUCGUUUCAUUAAUCAAAGUGCUAUCUCACUGGGCACGAGCACAUUCACAAGGUUACUGAAAGCCAUAUACAGUGGCCUUCAGGUUAAGUACUUAAUUUGUUCCGGAGGUCCGUUCUUAACCUGAAACUGUUCUUAACCUGAAGCACCACUUUAGCUAAUGAGGCCUCCUGCUGCCGCCGCGCCGCCGGAGCCCGAUUUCUGUUCUCAUCCUGAAGCAAAGUUCUUAACCUGAAGCACUAUUUCUGGGUUAGCGGAGUCUGUAACCUGAAGCGUUUGUAACCUGAAGCAUAUGUAACCCGAGGUACCACUGUAUUCAUUAUAUUGUGGCUUAGUGUGAUGCGUGAACCAGACCAUUGAGAUCUUUAUAAAUGAAAUGCAUGUUGCGUGAAGAACUGCAGUGGAACUUCGGCUGUCGAAUGUAAUCCGUUCCGGAAGACCGUUCGACUUCCGAAACGUUCGACAACUGAGGUGCAAAGGGCCGUUGACAAUUUUAAUUGAGAAAAUGAGAAACGUGCCUUGGAAGGCCUUCGAUUUCUGAGGCGUGUUUGAAAACAGAAGCAAUUACUUCUGGGUUUUCGGCAUUCGGGUUCCGAAAUUUUUGGCUUCUGAGGCGCUCGAAAACCGAAGUUCCACUGUACUUUCUUUACCUCUCAGCUUCCUUGGACUAGCAAACAUUUGUGGACCCUGCCUGUCUGUUUUGCUUCCGGCAAAUAUGCUUCUGCCUUAGGAUUGCAGGGAGAGAUAUUGAUUCCACUUUACCCCACUGAGGUUUUCUUUCUCUCUUGUUUCUUUUUUCCAGGAAUGCUGGAAUGCUACUGGUAAGUAAGAAAAUAAGUGCUCCUGUACUGCUGCUUGUGUGGCAACUGUGAUUGCAGCAAGGGACCAUGGGCAUUUUGGAGUGGACAUUGAAGAGAAAAGAUUUUGGAACUCCUAAACUCUAGGAUGUUGCUAGGCCUGGAGUGCAGGAAGGGUCCUUGUAUUGCAGAAUAUAACCAAAGGUCCCUCCGGGCAAUGUGUUUAUUGAGCAUUUAUUAUGAUUUGUUUGCACAGGGGUUAGAUUACAUCCUGUCUUUGCUGAGCGUUCAUUCUGAUAUGUUUGCAUGGUGGUUAUAUGACCAUGUGGGACGCGGGUGGCGCUGUGGGUUAAACCACAGAGCCUAGGACUUGCCGAUCAGAAGGUCGGCGGUUCGAAUCCCCGUGACGGGGUGAGCUCCCGUUGCUCGGUCCCUGCUCCUGCCCACCUAGCAGUUUGAAAGCACGUUAACGUGCAAGUAGAUAAAUAGGUACCGCUCCAGCGGGAAGGUAAACGGUGUUUCCGUGCGCUGCUCUGGUUCGCCAGAAGCGGCUUUGUCAUGCUGGCCACAUGACCCGGAAGCUGUAUGCCAGCUCCCUUGGCCAAUAAAGCAAGAUGAGCGCCGCAACCCCAGAGUCGGUCACGAUUGGACCUAACAGUCAGCGGUCCCUUUACCUUUAUAUGACAAUGACAAUUUGAUUGAUUAAUCAAUCUCGUAAAAGUUAUAUACCGCUUGAUUGCUGGGGGGGGGGGACCUUAAAGUGGUUUACCAAAAAGGUAAAGCAAUAAAAUUAUCUCUGAAAAGUUAGCAACCACAAUUUAAAACAUACAGAAAGUUAAAGCCGUGAUGGUUGAAGCAAAUUAAGACUUCUGUAAGCGUUCUAAACAUCUGUGUAGGCUGCAUUAGUCCUGUGUUCUUCCUGAAUUAUUUGUGUGGUACUUAGAUGUCUCCCCAUUCAGUCAUUUUUUCAUCCCAUACUUUUCAAUACUGACAGUCUGGAGGUUCCCAAAGGCUCAGUGCAGGCCAGUUUUUUAAAAGUGUCACAGAGAUGUGAAGGUACAUGCUUGAAUGUUCCUCCGUGGAGGGGUGGGUGGUGGAAAGCUGUGCACGUAGGAAAAUAGUGUGUCAGGGAGAAGGCUCAACUGAAUCCUCCACCCUGACAUGCUAGCUUUCUAGGUGCAUGGACAUCUUUGCAGGAACCUUACAGAGGGGGAAGGGAAGGAGAGACAGGCUAAUGGCUUUUGAGUUGGAGGAGAUGGAAAGUACUGGCAAGUGUGCUUAUAGCUGGCUGGAGUACUGGGACUAUAAUUCAGAUUUCCGGAAAAGACCCAUGUUAAAUCUAUUGCAACAGAAACGACAGAAGUUCAUAGCACUUUAAACCCUAAGAGACCCUCCAGACGGGUGUUUUUUUGCAGGUGUGUAACAACUGUGCAUUCUGCAAUAUGUCAUGGAUAGAAUAACGGUGCAUUAAUGAUGGAUUUGAAGUGUUGGUGCUGACCUUUAAAGCCCUAAACGGCCUCGGCCCAGUAUACCUGAAGGAGCGUCUCCACCCCCAUUGUUCUACCUGGACACUGAGGUCCAGCACCGAGGGCCUUCUGGCGGUUCCCUCACUGUGAGAAGCCAAGUUACAGGGAACCAGGCAGAGGGCCUUCUCCGUAGUGGCGCCCUCCCUGUGGAACGCCCUCCCAUCAGAUGUCAAAGAGAUAAACAACUACCAGACUUUUAGAAGACAUCUGAAGGCAGCCCUGUUUAGGGAAGCUUUUAAUGUUUGGUGUAUUAUAGUAUUUUAAUGUUUUUUGGAAGCCCAGCCAGAUGGGAGGGGUAUAAAUAAUAAAUUAUUAUUAUUAUACUGGGCUGCCCACACAUCAUUCCUCUUGGCUGGUUGUUCCAAGAUGCUUCUCCAGCGUUAUCCCAUAAUUGCAUUAUUGUUCUUUUCUACAGCGUAUGGUGCCCUGCCUCGGUCCAAAUUCCGAUGCCAGCGGAAGCUGCAGGAAGACCUAUCCCUGCGUGUGCCCAGCCUUAGCCUAAGCCCAGUUCAGCUGUUCCGCAAGCGCCAGACGUGUGUGCGUGUUCGCUUGGCUUUGAACGCUACAGGUAUGAUGUGGGAGCAGGUGGGGUGGGCCAGGGCCUGAUCCAGCCAGGGUUCUUACAACAGGUGUGGGGAGGAAGGAAAUCACAGUUAAUAUUAUUAUUGAAGUGUUCUCAUGGUGCAAUAAGAUAUAGAAAACGAAUGUAAAUGGGAUGUCAUUUAGAAGGGUUAGGAGCGUGUCCAAUUCUGGGCACCACAAUUUAAGAAGGAUGUUGACAAGCUGGAACGUGUACAAAGGAGGGCAACCAAGAUGAUCAAGGGUCUGGAAACCAAGCCUUAUGAGGAACAGUUGAAGGAGCUGGGUAUGUUUAGCCUGGAAAAGAGGAGACUGAGAGGAGAUAUGAUUGUCAGGAGCUCGUCCUACUCUCAAGUAGGACCCUGGCAGAGACACAUGCCUGACUGGCAUGUUCUCUCCCUCCUGGCCGUUCGUUCGGGAGCUUCAAAAGCUUUCUUUAGCCCGAACAUCACAGCGACCGAUGCCAACAGACACCGGCACACUUAGGGAUCUGCAGAGUGUUCGCAGUUUGCGUAACUCAGCAACUCAGCAUUUUGGCUAAUCUACUUUGUUUACAUAUAAACACACACGGAGCACUGCAACAUGGCUCCCUCUCUCUCUAGCAUUAGACAGCAAAGAGAAAGAACAAAGGACAAUAGUCCCACUUCACGGAACACAGUAACACAAACAUCCUGUCUCCGUCACUUCCCACACUGUGUGAAUGAAAACAUACACCGUCAUGUGAUAGACAACAAUCCCAUGACUGCAAUCGUGGGGCAGGAAUUCUAACAAUGAUAGCCACCUUCAAAUAUCUCAAGGGCUGUCACAUGGAGGAGGGAACAAGUUUGUUUUCUCCUUCUCUGCAGUGUAGGAUUCAAACCAAUGUCUUCAAAUUACGAGAAAGGAGAUUCCAACUAAACUUCGGGGGGGGGGGGACUUUCUGACAGUAAGAGCUGUACAACGGUGGAACAGUCUCCUGCUGGGAGGUUAUGGUCUCUCCUUCCUUGGGGGUUUUUAAGCAGAGGCUGGAUGGCCAUCUGUCAUGGAUGAUCUAGUUGAGAUUCCUGCAUAGCUGGGGGUUGAACAAGAUGACCGUUGUGUUUCUUUUCAACUCUACGGUUUUGUGAUUCUAGCUCCCAAGCUUUGAUUAAAUUCUAGCAUCUAUUGGGCCCAGGAAUUUAGGGCACCCUGGCACCCACAAACUCAUAACAAUAUGUCUUUCAAAUAAUAUUUAUUAAAGUUUCAAAAGAAGAAAAAUCACAUUAAUAAAAAGAUUAACAAUAAAGAGAAAAAAAUACAAAGUAGAAAAAAGAAAAAACAGUUAAAAACAAUUCCAUCUUUUCAUCACUUCUUUUACAUUUACUUGUUUCCCGGACCUCCUCAUACCUCCCUCUUUUGUAUUCCAAUUCAAUUUGUUAAUCCAACAGUUCCUUUCCCUCCUUUUUAAUCCUGAUCUUUAAUCUUGAUAUAUUAUAACAUUAAAUUUUUACAUAUUAAAAACCAAUUUUUCCAUAUUCUUUUAUACCUGUACAGCUAGAAACCACUUAACUUCAAUCCAACAUCAUUCUAACAUUCAUUAAUUUUGCAAUAUUUCUGUAAAUAGUCUUUAAAUUUCUUCCAGUCUUCUUCCACCGACUCUUCUCCCUGGUCACAAACUCAUAACAAUAUGAUGCACUUGUUCAGCAAACCCGCACAUGCACAGCAUGCACACUGCCUUGUAAGCACCAGGAGAGGUAGACUGCUUCUACUGCUUAGAAACUGCCGUAUUAAGUGGGAUACAAAGUACUCAGUUAAAGUGAUAAAUAAUACCAGGACUCAGUGAAGAUUUGUGUUGCCUUGGACUGCCUGUCUCUCUCCUUGGCACUACAGUGGUACCUCAGGUUAAGUACUUAAUUUGUUCCGGAGGUCCAUACUUAACCUGAAACUAUUCUUAACCUGAAGCACCACUUUAGCUAAUGGAGCCUGCUGCUGCUGCUGCGCCGCUGGAGCACAAUUUCUGUUCUCACCCUGAAGCAAAGUUCUUAACCUGAAGCACCAUUUCUGGGUUAGCGGAGUCUGUAACCUGAAGCGUAUGUAUCCUGAAGCGUACGUAACCUGAGGUACCGCUGUAUUCUCUCUCUCUUUUUCCUGACCUCAGGCAUUGAAGGACUGGAGUUGCAUUUCCUGGUUAUAAGUUCCAAACGCUCUGGCUGGCUUCAGAUCUUCAGAAGAGCAGGCGCUGGAACCUUGGUUAGUUAUCACCCUUCCUAUGGAAGUGUUGGAUUGUGAUGGGGAGGCUUCUCAACAGGAUGUUGCUGCCUUCUGUUUAUUAGCUGUACGAAAGGCCGAAAUUCAGCUGAUUAAGUUCUCCUUUAUCUCCAUGUUGGGAAAAGCUUCAGAACUUCUGCCUGCCGGCACAGGAGUUCUGUGCCCGGAAAGAAAGGUAGAAACAUAUACACCACACCACAACCUCCUUUUUGACCAUUGCAUUGGGAAACGACCAAUCUUUGUACAUUCCUAAUUCAUAGUGGUAUCUUUCAACAUCUUUGCAAAAUGUCGGAGCAACGUGUAAUUUUAUGGGAACCUAUUUUCUUGGGGUGGUUGGGAGUUGUAGUACGGUAUCCUCUGGAGGAUCACAGAUUCCUCAGCCUUGGCCUCGGUUUCAGAAAUGGUGGAAACUUGGCUGUGCUUCCCAGUCCCCCAUCUUUUGAUGGCCAUAGCAAUGUACCAGACACUGAGUUUAUUUUGUGUUCUAAGGGAUGUAUCUGGGACACGGGUGGCGCUGUGGGUUAAACCACAGAGCCUAGGACUUGCCAAUCAGAAGGUCAGCGGUUCGAAUCCCCACGAUGGGGUGAGCUCCCGUUGCUCGGUUCCUGCUCCUGCCAGCCUGGCAGUUUGAAAGCACGUCAAAGUGCAAGUAGAUAAAUAGGUACCACUCCAGCGGGAAGGUAAACGGCGUUUCCGUGCGCUGCUCUGGUUCGCCAGAAGCAGCUUAGUCAUGCUGGCCACAUGACCUGGAAGCUGUACACUGGCUCCCUCGGCCAAUAAAGCGAGAUGAGCGCCGCAACCCCAGAGUCGGUCAUGACUGGACCUAAUGGUCAGGGGUCCCUUUACCUUUACCUUUAGGGAUGUCUGUGUCCUGAAGUAGAAAAGGUACAGAGGACAGGACUGAACCCUAAAAAACUUGCUUUCAGUGGUCAACUCAACUCCUUGUAAAUGCAUAAUGAAUGGGGGUGCCCUUGAGCUUGAGCAGAGUGAGGACCUGUUGGGUGACUGCAACAAGCAUGCAUGCUCUUCUAGGCUUAGGGAUCAUUGUGAUGUUGAGUUUCAGGCAGACUUGAGGAAUGGCACCCCAUCUCUUACGAGCGAGGCUUGUGGGAAAAUACUGUGUGGAAGUACAGCGGUACCUUGGUUUAAGAACAGCUUAGCUUACGAACAACUUGGAUUAAAAACGCUGCAAAGCCAGAAGUAGGUGUUUUGGUUUGUGAACUUUGCCUUGGAAGCAGAACAUGUUCCGCUUCCUGUUGAGUGUGUUCCUUUUGUAAAUUGAGUCCCCCGCUGCUAUGGGAAAGCAUGCCUUGGUUUAAGAACACUUUGGUUUAAGAACAAACUUCCCAAUGGUUGGGAACAACCCAAUGGUUGCCAUUAACCUGAUUUGAAUUAAUUUUAUAAUGAAAUGAUUUUAGAAUGUUUUAUCAUUUUAUUGUUGUUAGCCGCUCUGAGCCCUGUUUCGGCUGGGGAGGGCGGGAUAUAAAUAAAAUUUAUUAUAUUAUUAUUAUUAUUAUUAAGUUCGUAAACCAAGGUACUACUGUACUUCCUUUCUACAAUUAACAGAUGGAGAAGACUUGGGAAUUAACAUAAUUUGCUUCAACCUUUUAAGGUUAAAUUCAUGAGGGCUAGAAAUGUGGGGGGGUUUUUUACAAAUUGAAAGCUGGUAUGUUCAAGACCCUCCACAAGUCAUUGGAUUCCAUGUUCAGGGGUUUGAAUAGAUAUGAGCAGUGCUUUCUUUGUGGCGGUAGUGACUGAUACGGAAUACCAUCACCUUUCUCUUUUUUUGCUGUGCAUGGCAGCCAUUUUGUACUCACAACUGCCGCUCCAUUGCCAAGAUAUGCGCGGUGACACCUCAUACCCCCCAAAGCACUGGAUGUGAUGAUGCAGUGGUGUGUGAAGUCUGGCUUGUACGUUUUGUGGACUCCUGCUGUUUAAGAGAUUCACCAGAUAAUCGCUUACAGAGCAAUAGCGUUGCAGCAACUAGUUAGGGGGUUACUCCAGCUUGGGACAGGCCAAGAUUCCAGCAUGGUUUACAAGCAGGGGAUCUGGGUGAGCACCAUUCUCACUGUGGCAUUUCCUUCUCCAGUGGCAGGUGCUAUUUGACUGUUUCCCAGCAGAGAGCGGCCGCCGGGUGCUUGUUUCGCUGGAAACCAUUCCUGGCGGGGUGCUGAGCAUCAACGAAAGCCUUUUAAUCCCUAACAACCAAUUAGGUAAGACAUGGCUAGAAUACACAUAGGCCCGGCCUACUGCCAUUGCUGAGGGGUUUGGAAUUCUGUGCCCAGAAAAUCUUCAAAUUCUGUGCUGGGGAAAAAUGGUGUUCAGGAAACACUGGACAUAGAUGGUGUUCAAAGUGCCUUCCUUGGCAUUCCAGAAUUAUCUUGUGACCAAUGCAGAGGGGAGAGGGGCCAAGGUCUUAGACGAGCAUAAUAUAUUUCUGUAACUUGCACAUGCAAGAAUUUAAUCCUAUAUCAAAGUACACACAAUGGCUAAUAGCCAAUAGAAUAUGCAGUAAUAGCAGGAUAAUCCUGUGUGGCUUUGCAACAUUUCCACACCAACGCCAUGUGUUACCUCACAUACACGAAGCCUUGAAACACAUCAGUGUGGUGAGUGUGGAGAGCCAGUGUGGUGUAGUGGUUAAGAGCGGUAGACUUGUAAUCUGGUGAACCGGGUUCGCUUCCCCGCUCCUCCACAUGCAGCUGCUGGGUGACCUUAGGCCAGUCACACUUCUCUGAAGUCUCUCAGCCCCACUCACCUCACAGAGUGUUUGUUGUGGGGGAGGAAGGGAAAGGAGAACGUUAGCCGCUUUGAGACUCCUUCGGGUAGUGAUAAAGCGGGAUAUCAAAUCCAAAACUCCUCAUCAGUUGCCGCAGCAGCGUUCCAAAUGUCCUGCUCCAGAUUGGGUUUUCUCCUCUGCCACAGCCUGCUUUUCCUUCCCCAGAGGUUCCAGAGUUCCACCACAGAUGGGUGCCAGCAGAACGGGCUAUUGAGGUGUCUGUCCCUGAGGGUCCUGACAUCACAGUACGCCUCUGCCACCAGUUGGCUCUGGAGUGCGAGGAACUGGGCCAGCCUUUCCACCAGCAGGUGAGACCUUGGAGGGGAAGGAUGCAGAGGAGGAACAGAAAUGGACCCAUCUAAAAGGAGAUAAAGUCCCUGCUAGAGAAGAAUGGCAGAUCAUGUUGAUGGAUUAUGCCGCCAUGGCUCAAAUGACCAGAAGAAGCCGAAAUCAGGAAGACCUAAAUUUUAAUAAGGAAUGGGGGGAAAUUAUAACUUACCUUAAAGACCAUUGUAGACAGUUAAAAUCGUUAGUAGGAUUGGAAUAUCACUUGUAGUUUAAGGGUGAAUUUUGGACACGAUGGAGAUGUAAAAGAUUUGGCUCAUCAUAAAAGAUGCAGGAGGAAAUGAUUAACAAUAGGACCCACAAAGGGAAGGAGGGAAGUCCAAGAGAUUCCUUGGAAUCUAGUGUUUAUGUUUGGUCUAUGUUUGAUAUAUGACUGUAAAAUUUUAAUCCGAAAAACCAAAUAAAUUUAGAAAGAAGGGAGGAAAGAAAAGAAAUGGACCCAUCUAGUAGGAAGGGUGGGAUGCGGGUGGUGCUGUGGGUUAAACCACAGAGCCUAGGACUUGCCGAUCAGAAGGUCGGCGGUUCAGAUCCCCGUGACGGGGUGAGCUCCCAUUGCUCGGUCCCUGCUCCUGCCAACUUAGCAGUUUGAAACCACCCCAAAAACUGCAAGUAGAUAAAUAGGUACCGCUCCAGCGGGAAGGUAAACAGUGUUUCCGUUCGCUGCUCUGGUUCACCAGAAGCAGUUUACUCAUGCUGGCCACGUGACCCGGAAGCUGUACGCUGGCUCCAUUGGCCAAUAAAAUGAGAUGAGCGCCGCAACCCCAGAGUCGGUCACAACCGGACCUAAUGGUCAGGGGUCCCUUUAACUUUACCUUUGGUGGGAAGGAAGAGCAAGGAGGCUGUUGCUUCCUGUACAAACAAUAAAACGAUAAAAUAAUGGGGGGCGGGGAGGAAAAGGCAGGACAAACAGGCUGGAGGGAUAUGAAGGGGAAUGUGUGGGUUGAGUAAGAAGAAUUACAAACUUAUAUUCUGCUCCAGAGCCUCAAUGUUAUGGCCCUCUUCUCCUCUUCCAAGGUUCUGGUCUCCAAGUAUCACCCUGCUCUGCUGUCGUAUGAGCGCCUGCUCCCAUGCUUAUGUAUCGAGGUGCGUGCACAUCAUGUUGAGGGGCCCACCAUUCCAACACUUUUCAGUGGGAGGAGAAAAGAGAGGUACCGUCUCUCUUGUGGGUGGGCGGGGAGAUGUACAAACAGAACCGGGAAGGGGAAGAGGGAUUGAAAUAGCCUUCUGCAACCUGGUUCCCUCUGACUGCUUUGGGCAUUAACUCCCACCGGCUGUUGUAGUUCAAAACAGCUGGAGGGCACCAAGUUGGGGAAGGCUGAAGGACAGAAACCUGAGCUGAGGCUUACUUCUGUGGCUCAGUCUUGUAGCAGAUUUUGCUUAGGUUUGUGGGUAGCUGUGUCUUUAAGAGCCCCUCCUACCCACGCCAGGCCCUCUACAGAAAGUGGCCAUGUGGCCAGGGCUGGGCAGGGGACAGAACAUCCAAGAAUGUUUCCAGAUGGGUGUUGAUUGCAGGAUGGUUGCUCCUUAUGCCUGCAAUUUUGGCAGCUUUGUUGGCAUCAAAUUCCAGUCCAUCGUUCCCCGCCACCACCAAUUUCAUCCAGAUUUGACUUGUUUGUGAAUGACCCAUUUACAGUGUUACGCCUCCCGCGCCCCUUACCCCAAGCCCACAAUCUGGAAGCACCCCAGGACAGAAUGGGCUCACCUGCCAUUUUUUAUUGGGUGCCUCUUAGCACAUGGGUGGGAGCCCUCUGUCUGGGGACUGCAGAGGGAAUCAAGGCUGGGAAGCAGCCAACGUGGACCUAACUUUCCUCCCUUCUGUUCUAGGCAUCGUAUCAUGAGCAUCACGACAGCUUGCGCAAAAAAGUGUGCCCUUUCUGGGAUCAGCCAGAGGCCUGUGAGUCUUGCUUUAUUCUAGGGUCUGAUGACAGCAGGGCUCUGCCAAUGGUGUCUAGCUCUGUUGCUGCUAGGGCUGCUUGGCUAUUAUGGCAAUAGUUUGUUUUAGGUAGGUAAGGUCUGCUGUGGAGGACAGGCGUGCCAAAUUUAUUUGCUAGCCUCUGCUCCUGUGCCUUUGACGGGACCUUGGGAUGCAGGUGUUAGCAAGUAUGCAUAGCUUCUUGCCGUGAAAUGUUCAUCUGCUGCAGGGCAGUCUGAAGCAUAUCCGGCGCCAUGGUGCAAAGAUCCCUCUGGCGCCCCCUCCCAGCAACUCCCAAACAAGGGAGGGGGUGCAGCUCCCCCACUCUCUGGGGCGCCCCUGAGAGGCCAGCGCCCUGGUGCAACGAACCACUAGCACCAAUGGGAAAGACGGCUCUGAUCUGCUGUUUUCUGCACAUUGAGCUGUUGUUACAGGUGCAGAAGCAGAGCAGACUGCUUUUCCACUAGUUAGUUAGCCCUAAUGAAAGAAUGCAGCCCCCUUUUCUAUUAGAGCUAAACUGAUCUCUGGCUCCGCCCAUUAGACUAUUAAUGCAUUUACUUGGGUAUAAAAAUGAGGUGCUAUUGGUGCCCCCCCCCCCGUUUUUUGUUUUGCUGGAGGUGCCUACUUGAUUCAAUAAAGAGACCAGCAGACAAAGAGAAAGCCGAUGUGAUGUAGUGGUUAAAGGGCACAACUUGAACUACGUAGUUCUGGGUAAUAAUAAUAAUAAUAAUAAUAAUAAUAAUAAUAAUUUAUACCCCGCCCAUCUGGUUGGGUUUCCCCAACCUGGGCCACUUCCAACAAAAUAUUAAAAAUACAAUAAAACAUCCAACAUUAAAAACUUCCCUAAACAGGGCUGCCUUCAGAUGUCUUCUAAAAGUCAGGUAGUUGUUUAUUUCCUUGAGAUCUGAUGGGAGGGUAUUCCACAGGGCGGGCGCCACCACCGAGAAGGCCCUCUGCCUGGUUCCAACAGCAUACACUGGGCCACAGGUUCCUCAUCCCUGUUAUAAGGUAUCAGUGUCUAUUGGAGACUCAACAGUCUAAUCAUAUUUCCGCCCCCCGCUGCUGCCUCUCUUCUAGAUGGUCCAGAUCUGUGGUCCUCGGUGGAGUUUCGCGACUACAGCAACAGCGUCAAGGCUGAAAUGGCUAUGUCUCUGAGCGGCCGCUGCCUGCUUCAUCCCAACGCUUCCCUGUGCUGGAAAGAAAGCCCCACUCCGGGUGCGGCCUGUCAAGACAUCCCCAAUUCCACAGUCACAGGAUUACAUCAGGUGAAAGGGUGGGGCGGUCAUACUAGGAGCUUGGUGGGGUGGUAACGGGUAACGAUCCAAGGAUGCUCUUAUGGUGACGUUCGUUCGGAACUAACCCUGCCUUCCCUGCCUGCCUGUGGUAGAGCUCGGUUUUGCCGCAGCAGGGUAGGGAAAGGGAGCAGUAGAGGCAUGUGGAGAGAUAUUUAGCUGCCGAAUCAUUUCUUGAUGCCUUUGAGCCACCAAAGACUAGCACAAACAAGUGGUUCAGGCUUAGCAGUAUGUCCUCAUUAAGGGUAAAUACGUAUUGGUGCUCCUUGCCCACUGUAAAGAGUAAAAGAGGGGAGACUGGGGUGUUUAAAGGAUGGCUGAACUGGAGGAAGCGUUAGGACUUGUCAACACGUCCACUUGUUUUGUGCCUUGAAAGCACAGGUCCAAGCAGUUUCCCACUUGUCCUGUGCUUUUUUGUGCUGGGAGCCAGCGUGGCGUAGUGGUUAAGAGCGGCGGACUCGUAAUCUGGUGAACCGGGUUCGCUUCCCCGCUCCUCCACAUGCAGCUGCUGGGUGACCUUGGGCUAGUCACACUUCUCUGAAGUCUCUCAGCCCCACUCACCUCACAGAGUGUUUGUUGUGGGGGAGGAAGGGAAAGGAGAAUGUUAGCCACUUUGAGACUCCUUAAGGGGAGUGAAAGGCAGGAUAUCAAGUCCAAACUCCUCCUCCUCCUCUUCUUCUUCUUCUUUUCCCAAUGAAUAAUAAUAAUAAUAAUAAUUUUAUUUAUAUCCCGCCCUCCCCAGCCGAAGCCGGGAUCAGAGCAGCUAGUAACACAGCAUUCUAAAAUCAAUUCAUUCUAAAAUCAAUUCAAAAUCAAAUUAAUGGCAACCAUUGGGCUAGAGUUCUGUGAGGAUUACCAAAGGAGAGGGUCAGACUGUGCCUUUAUAUUAUCAUUCAUAUAUAUAUAUAUAUAUAUAUAUAUAUAUAUAUAAAAUUAUUAUUAUUAUUUGCCCCCUGCCCAUCUGACUGGGUUGCCCCAUCCACUCUGGGCAGCUUCCAACAUAUAUAAAAACAUAAUAAAACAUUACCCAUUAGAAAGCUCCCCUUCAAUGCUGGAUUGCAGCAAACGUCAAUCUGUUGGCCCUGUUCGCUGAAGUGGAUGGGAGUUGGAUGCCAGCAACAUCUGAAAAGUCACAGAUUCCCUCACCCUUGCCAUGUUGGGUUGUGGAAAUUGAUAUAGGAGAGAAGAUAACAGAGUGCUUUUGAAAUGAUCUUAUUGUGCCUUAUUGCCUAGAGGUCUUGCAUGCUAAGCGAUAGAUGGAUAUUGCAAAUAAACAAUCAAGAUUAUCCUUGCGUGUUUUUUUCUUUCUCUAGGAGUACAUCCUUGAGGAGGUGGAUGUUCACCCGCGGCUCUGCUUCAAGGUGAGGCCUGCUUCCCAGUCGCUACUCGCACCGGACACUGGCAAGUCCUAGUGCCAGAUCUUCUCUGCCCGAAACUGUUGCCACUUGCAGCCGUCUGGACUCUGCACAGUCUCAGGAGAGCGACGGGAAGCUUGGGAGUUGCAUUAUCAUCAUAGGAUUGAGUAGAUAGCAUUGGGAUGUAGGUGUUUGUGUGCUUUUAAAAAAAAUGAACUUCACUUCUGUUCUUGUGGAGGGAUAUGACUUGGCGUACCUUGAUCAGGACAAGCUGGUCCUCAACCAGGGGAUGUGCUCUCAAGGCUCAUCAAGGCUUGUCCCAUGCCUAGAAAGCCCAAGCCCAAGGUACAGAUGAGCUCUCAGUCCCUGCUGGUGUUUUUCCAGCAGUGAGAGCCAGUGUGGUGUAGUGGUUAAGAGCAGUGGCCUCGUAAUCUGGUGAACCGGGUUCACUUCCCCGCUCCUCCACAUGCAGCUGCUGGGUGACCUUGGGCUAGUCACACUUCUCUGAAGUCUCUCAGCCCCACUCACCUCACAGAGUGUUUGUUGUGGGGGAGGAAGGGAAAGGAGAUUGUGAGCCGCUUUGAGACUCCUUCGGGUAGUGAUAAAGCGGGAUAUCAAAUCCAAACUCUUCUUCUUCUUUCCAUACGUCGUAAAGCAUGAAAAGCGUUGCACUUGAUAAGCCUUCAAAAGCAUAAAGCUUUUGUCCAAAGGAAAACAGACCCUGUGAUGUGCAGUGCAGUCAUAUGAAGGUUGACUCAGGAGGAAGUUACACGGAGUCCUAUGGGGCUGGCUCUCUUAUAAAUCUUUUUUUUUUAAUUGAGUUUUACAUUGCAAAUUCAAAUAAACAACAACAUCAUCAUUGAGGAUUCCCUGAAUCCUUUGACCCCCCCUCCCCCCCUUCCAUGGUUACCAUUUCCAAUCUUUUCCCACUGCUUCACUUAUUUCCCCUAUUUUUCUUAUAUAAUCCAAUUUUACCUUAGUUUUUAGUACAUUACAAACGUUAUUCAAAUCCUGCUGAAGUUUUUAGUUGUUUACAGUGUACGUGGGGCUGACUCUCAAGUCUGCAGCCUUAGGGGCUCUACAUGAGCCAUAGUCGUGGGCUUAAAACUGCGAGCACAAGAAUUCAGUUAGGACAUUGGGAAGAACUUUGGCACAUAGGAAGUUGCCUUACACUGAGUCAUCACGCCAUAGGUCCUUCUACCUCCGCAUUGUCUGCACUGACUGGUAGCAGUUCUCCAGGGUUUCAGACAGAGGAUAUUCUCACCCUGGUCUGCAGAUGCCAAGGACUGAACCUGGGACCUUCUGUGUGCAAGGCCCACGAUCUGCCGCUGAGCUACAGCCAUGCUGUCCUAGCGACUGUCUGGCUGUCUGGGUGUUGGUGCACUGGGACAGGUUGCUUUCAGGAGUGCCGCGGAAUCUUCACUGCUGGAGGUCAGGGAUGUGGCUCAGCGGUACAGCACCUGCUGCUUUGUAGGUUUGAUCCCCAGCAUCUCCAGGUAGGGCUAGAAGGGGUCUGAAAUCCCGGAAGGCCAUUUCCCAGCCAUUGUAGACAGUAGUGAGCAAGAUGGAUCAAUGGUCAGACUCGUUAAAAAGCAGCUCCCCAUGUCUUUUAUAAGAGCAGGUUUGGACAAAUACUUGGUGGUUUUAGUUUUAAGUUGGCUUGAUCGAUGAGAUCAGUUCAAGUCCUGUACAGUGGUACCUUGGAAGUUGAACAGAAUCCGUUCAGGAAGUCCGUUCAACUUCCAGAAUGUUUGGAAACCAAGGUGCAGCUUCUGAUUGGCUGCAGGAAGCUCCUACAGCCAAUUGGAAGCUGCGUCGGAUGUUCGGGUUCCAAAGAACGUUUGCAAACCGGAACAAUCACUUCUAGGUUUUCAGCAUUCGGGAGCCAAAACGUUUGACUCGCAAGGCAUUCGGGAUCUAGGGUAUGACUGCAUUCAAGGCUGUCCGUCACUGGAGGAAUGGAGAUGUGGGAUUUCUUUCGCGCUAAAGAUAUUUGUUGUAUCCCCUCCCGAAGGAAGGCAGGGGGCUGGAAUUGAGGACUCCUGCUGAUUUUGCUGUUCUUUCAUUCUGUGAGUGUGAGUUGCUGGUUUGGUUUCACCAGCCCCAGCUCUUCCAGUGAUCCUGUGUCUUUGCUGUCUGUCUUUUCUAGUUUUCCUACAGAAACAGCAGCCGCAUUGAGUGCCCACUCCGGACAGGUGAGUCUGCAGCUCAAACCUGCUGGUUUGGUAUCGUAGGAUGAUGGGGAGGUGGUGAUUGGGGCAAGGGAAGCGAUUCCUUCUCACUGAACCAGAGAUCAUGCUCAUUAGGGUUUCAAGCAUGGACCCAAAGCUGUUUUAUCUGCCUGUGUCUGUACAUUCCUUGCCCAUCAUGACAGCACUCAGAAGCAGGUCAUCUCAUUGCUGUUCAGCGGUCAGUGGAGGCUGGUGCUCCUUGGGACUGGUAGGGCGGAAGGCAAGGGGGCCGACAGUAGAUGGAGCCAGAGAAAAUGACAGGCAGAGCCAAUUGAUUCUGGUUUUGUUUCCAUUCUCUGCCAUGCUAAGUCCUAUAAACGGAACACUAAGGAAGAGGAUGGGACGCGGGUGGCGCUGUGGGUUAAACUACAGAGUCUAGGGCUUGCUGAUCAGAAGGUCGGCAGUUUGAAUCCCUGCGACGGGAUGAGCUCCCGUUGCGCGGCCCCUGCUCCUGCCAACCUAGCAGUUCGAAAGCAGGUCAUAGUGCAAGUAGAUAAAUAGGUACCGCUCCGGCGGGAAGGUAAAUGGCGUUUCCGUGCGCUGCUCUGGUUCGCCAGAAGCAGCUUAGUCAUGCUGGCCACAUGACCCGGAAGCUGUACACCGGCUCCCUCAGCCAAUAAAGCGAGAUGAGCGCCGCAACCCCAGAGUGGGUCACGACUGGACCUAAGGCCCAGGGGUCCCUUUACCUUUUUAAGGAAGAGGAUAGAGCAGGGGUCAGCAAACUUUUUCAGCAGGGGGCUGGUCCACUGUCCCUCAGACCUUGUGGGGGGCCGGACUAUAUAUUGAAAAAAUAAUAAUGAACGAAUUCCUAUGCCCCACAAAUAACCCAGAGAUGCAUUUUAAAUAAAAGGACACAUUCUACUCAUGUAAAAAUGCACUGAGUCCUGGACCAUUCGCGGGUCAGAUUUAGAAGGCGAUUGGGUCGCAUCCGCCCCCCAGGCCUUAGUUUGCCUACCCAUGGGAUAGAGGCUGUCAGCCACUGCUUUCUCUGGAUUGGCUGUAAGUAAGGAGGCAGGCUUGUAAGGGCAGUCUGGGUGCCCCUUUCAGCUGUUAGUAGCCUGCGUUGAGAUUAGUCACCUGCAACCCUAAUGCUCAGACAAGAGUCUCCAUUUUUGCCUCCCUGCAACAUAAUGUUGCACACCACCCCAAUCUCAUGAGCAGUGAGAGAUUUCAGGGGUUGCAGACGCUUGCCCAGAGUUGAGAGCCCACCCUGCUACCUGUGAUUUUUCCACCCCCUUUCAAGAUGCCAGGAAUGAACCAGGCACCUUUUACAAACAAAUCGUAGGCUGUACUUCCGGGUUACAGCCCUUUUGCACGUUGUCGCUCAAGCUUUACGUGCAGGAAACCUGGCACUUAACCAAAGGGAGAAAUGCUGUGCAGAAAAACUGAUCCGUAGUAUUUUUGUUGCGGGGGUACAGGCCUCUGUUAGGGAGGAGAGAAUCCUGAUCAGCUGAUGUUGUUUCCCAGCAUUUUUUGUGACUGGUAGCUGCCCAGCUGUUAGUGUAAAUCAGGGGUCACGACUGGACCUAAGGCCCAGGGGUCCCUUUACAUUUUUAAGGAAGAGGAUAGAGCAGGGGGUCAGCAAACUUUUUCAGCAGGGGGCCGGCCCACUGUCCCUCAGACCUUGUGGGGGGCCGGACUAUAUUUUGAAGGGGGGAAAAUGGAACGAAUUCCUAUGCCCCACAAAUAACCCAUUUUAAAUAAAAGCACACAUUCUACUCCUGUAAAAACAUGCUGCUUCCUGGACCGUCCAUGGGCCGGAUUUAGAAGGCGAUUGGGCGGGAUCCGGCCCCCGGGCCUUAGUUUGCCUACCCAUGGUGUAAAUGCACGGUCCUCUUAACUGGCAGAAAACAUGUUGACCGUAAACAAUGAACGGUUGAAACAAAAGACUUCCUUGGUGUUUGUAGUCAGUCUAAAGCAACGUGAAGGUUUUCGCCCCAGCGUUGUUUUGUGAAAACAGAAUGGCUUGUUAUGUGGAUUUCAAAGUUAAACGUUCCUGCUUAGUUUUGAGCAGUCUUGUCACUUGUUUCCUUUAAUCUGGAAGAGCUGUGUUUGCAUUGUUAACACUGAAAUGCAACUGCGCCCUCACGUGGCGAAGUAGGGGAAAUACAGAAUACUCACAGUUAUGCUGUAGGCAGCACUGAACUAACCGCAAGAUGCCAGGAUACCUACCUAUCUAGGGUUUUGCCCCUGCUUUAGUUUUCUGAAGACCCAUGUUGAUUUGGAUGCGUUGCCUAAACUCCACCUUCUGGGAUAUAUUUUAUGUGUGUGUGAUGUUGCUAUACAGGCAACUCCCAACUAACGCGAGGCUUACGUUCUAAGGCACCGUGCGUUUAAGUGAAAUUGCGUAUAUUCGAAACACCAUUGGAAAAGCCUUGAAACAUCCCAUUUCACCUCCACCCUGUACUGCCCUUUUCGGUGCAGUUUUUGUGAUGUUUCCAGGUCACUUCCGGGUUCAGCGUCGCACACAUAUCAGAUGCGCCCAAAAUUUUGUAAGAAUUAAUUUUUUGUUUCAAGUGCAAACAUAUGCCUAAAAAGGUCUGAGCCAUUAGAACAACUUGUUGCCGGUCUUUCUUCCUAGACACUGCCUGGAAUGUAUCUAUGAGUGUCAAACCUUGGCAGCUCCACUUGCAUUUUCAUUCUCGCGCACCAGCAUCCUUCAGCUCGGCCUUAUGUCAGAAGCAAUCUCCGCACCAGUGUGAGCCAGAGCCACCUGUCUAUACCAUCACCCAUGUAAGUGACUUUUGGAGCUGGAGAGGAGGAGGGUUAACUUGGGUUGGGAUCCAGCCGGACUGGCCCAAACCAACAAAAUUAAUUCCAGAAGGGACAAAUGUAAGGUUCUGCACUUAGGCAGGAAGAACCAGCUGCACAAAUGUAAGAUGGGGGACACCUGGCUUGCCAGUAGUGCAUGUGAAAAGGAUCUAGGGGGGUCUUAGUGGACCACAAGCUGAACAUGAGUCAACACUGUGAUGCAGCAGCAAAAAAAGCUAAUCCUAUUCUAGGCUGCAUCAAUAAUAAUAAUAAUAAUAGUAAUAAUAAUUUAUUUAUACCCCACCCAUCUGGCUGGGUUUCCCCAGCCACUCUGGGCGGCUUCCAACCGAAUACUAAAAACAACAAAGCGUCAGACAUUAAAACCUUCCCUAAACAGGGCUGCCUUCAGUUGUCUUUUAAAAGUAACAUAGUUGUUUAUUUCCUUGACAUCUGCUGGGAGGGCUUUCCACAGGGCAGGCGCCACUACCAAGAAGGCCCUCUGCCUGGUUCCCUGUAACCUCACUUCUCACAGUGAGGGAACUGCCAGAAGGACCUCAGCGCUGGACCUCAGUGUCCGGGCUGGAUGAUGGGGGUGGAGAUGCUCCUUCAGGUAUACUGGACCGAGGCCAUUUAGGGCUUUAAAGGUCAGCACCAACACUUUGAAUUGUGCUUGGAAACAUACUGGGAGCCAAUGAAGAUCUUUCAGGACCGGUGUUAUAUGGUUUCGGUGGCCACUCCUAGUAACCAGUCUAACUGCCGCAUUCUGGAUUAAUUGCAGUUUCUGAGUCACCUUCAAAGGUAGCCCCAUGUGGAGUGCAUUGCAGUAGUCUAAGCGCGAGAUAACUAGAGCAUGCACCACUCUGGCAACAGAAGCAUAGUGUCCAGAUCAAGGGAAGUAAUAGUACUGCUCUAUUCUGCCUUGGUCAGACUGCACCUGGAGUACUGUAUCCAGUUCUGGGUACCACAAUUUAAGGAGGAUAUUGGCAAGCUGGAACAUGUGCAGAGGAAGGCAACCAAGAUGAUCAAGGGUCUGGAAACCAGGACUUGUGAGGAACAGCUGAAGGAGAUGGGUGUGUUUAGCCUGGAAAAGAGAACACCGAGAGGAGAUAUGAUAGCCAUCUUCGGAUAUCUGACGGGCUGUCACAUGGAAAAUGGAGCAAGCUUGUUUUCUCCUGCUCUGGAGGGUAGGACUCGAACCAAUGCCUUCAAGUUACAAGGAAGGAGAUUCUGGCUAAACAUCAGGAAGAUCUUUCUGACAGUACAAGCUGUUCGACAGUGGAACGAAGUCCCACGGGAGGUGAUAGGCGCUCCUCCUUUGGAGGUUUUUAAGCAGAGGUUGGAUGGCCAUCUGUCAUGGAUGCUUUAGCUGAGAUUCCUGCAUUGCAGGGAGGUUGGACUAGAUGACCCUUGGGGUGCCUUCCAAUUCUACAAUUCUAUGGUGGGUGAGGGAAGGUGCGGUAAAUGGGCUGCAUUUUUUUUCUGGAGUGAGGCAGAGGACUGGGCCUCAUGUCCAACUCUCCCUUAUGUUUUGCAGCUGGAGAGAUCAAGCCUGGGAGACCUGGACCUCAUCCUUCCUUGGCGGGCAUUGACAAGUUGUGUACUGGUAAGGACCAACCUAAGCCCCACCCCACGCUGUAUUGUAAUAUACAGUGGUACCUCAGGUUACAGACGCUUCAGGUUACAGACUCUGCUAACCCAAAAAUAGUACCUUGGGUUAAGAACUUUGCUUCAGGAUGAGAACAGAAAUCAUGCUCCAGCGGCGCGGCAGCAGGAGGCCCCAUUAGCCAAAGUGGUGCUUCGGGUUAAGAACAGUUUCAGGUUAAGUACGGACCUCCGGAACCAAUUAAGUACUUAACUUGAGGUACCACUGUAUUAUUUCCCGGCAAAUAGUUUGUGAACUACAGCUCUGACCAGAGGUACCACUGUACAUUGGAUUGUAUCCACCACUAGUCCUGCCUAGAGGAGUCACCUUGGAGUUAACAGGCAUACCGUAUUUUUUGCUCUGUAAGACUCACUUUUUCCUUCCUAAAAAGUAAGGGGAAAUGUGUGUGUGUCUUAUGGAGCGAAUGCAGGCUGCACAGCUAUCCCAGGAGCCAGAACAGGAAGAGGGUUUGCUGCUUUCGCUGCGCAGCAAUCUCUCUUGCUGUUCUGGCUUCUGAGAUUCAGAAUAUUUUUUUCUUGUUUUCCUCCUAGGAAAACUAGAAAACAAACUAGGUGCGUCUUAUGCUCUGGUGCGUCUUAUAGAGCGAAAAAUACGGUGGUUAGCUUAAGUUAAUUAACUCCAGUGAGUCUACUUUGAGUCUUCUUCUUCUUUGGUGAUCUCUCGUAGCUGAGUAAGAUUGUCUUCCAUAAACACGGUUUUAACAGUGAGUCCGUAAGUGACUGUGGGGGCCAAUUCUGGAUCCACAUGUCCUUCCACAGUGGGGACAUAGGUUUCUGGAUGGGAGUUGAUCACGGUGAGGGUUUGCCAAGUGUGCUUUCCUCUUAGCACGUUUCUCCCUUUCAUCUUGAGUUCGAGGAUCUUCAAAGCCCAUGACACCUUCGGUAAAGGCUGAUCUCCAACUGGAACGCUCACAGGCCAGUGUUUAUACUACAUUUUUUAAGAUUUGCCUUGGGACAGUCUUUAAACCUCUUUUGUUGACUUUGAGUAGAACCUUGCUUGGUAGAGAACAGUUUCAGCAGUAGGUGGGGCUCGAUUCCAGAGACUUGCACCACUGGCCGAUCGCUUGACAGCUGCAAAACGUGCGAGCUACUGAAUUGAAAUUGAAAUACUUUAUUGUCACUUGUACAACUUGUAUACAGUGCAGUCUUGUGUCAGUAAAACCAGUUUCAAGUGUCCUGCCUUCUCUCUCCAUCUGGUUUGUCAGGUCUGGCGUUCUGAUGUGCGCUUCGCUGGCAAACAGCUUCUGUGCCCAGAUGGUAAGUUGCCAUCCCAUAUUAGGCUGGGAGUGGGAGGGAUUUAAGGAACAGCACCUUGCCCCAUUGUGGGGAGUGGCUGCAUGUGUCAUCCCUUGCGUGAGGUUGCCUGGUUGUUUUUGCUGGGUCCCAGCCAUGGGCGUAGCCAUGAUUUUUGUUAGAAGCGGCAGAACCUCAGUUAGCUAUGUACUUUUAUUGAUUUGGGGGGGGGGACAGCUGCCCCUCCCUGCCUGCACCCCCUCCCUUGGCUACGCCCAUGGCCCCAGCUAAAUGUGGAACAGUGAAAAGUCUUAUUGGAAAGAGUGGUGAGUCAGAACUAGAUGUUCUAGGUCUUGUAGUACACGGAGGCAGGUUGUAGUGCACGUACCACUUGUUCUUUUGUCAGCCAGCGAAUGGGGAAAAUAUCAGUACCCUCUGGGAGAACAUAGACUCAAAGAGUUGGAAGGGACACCAAGGGUCCAACCCCCUGCAAUGCAGGAAUCUCAAAUUAAGCAUCCAAGACAGAUGACCAUCCAAUCUCUGCUUAAAACUCUCCAAUGAAGGAGAGUCCUCAAUGAAGACUCUCCAUUGAAGGAUGGAGUCUCAAGGCGUGUUGCUGCAAUGCUAAGGCUCCCCAGUAGGGUUAGUCAUAAGAGGAUUAGUAGCACAUACCGUAUUUUUCACCCCAUAAGACGCACCUGACCAUAAGACGCACCUAGUUUUUAGAAGAGGAAAAAAAAAUAUUCUGAACGAAACAGUGGAUGUAUGAUUUUCAUGGUUCAUGCUGUGGCCACAGACAUGGGAUCUGAUGGUGAAUUUGGGGUAGCCCAAUGCAAAAAUCCUGAGGAUCCAUGUGGAUCCGUGCUUUAUAACCACAUUUUUGCACCAUUGCAGCCCCAGGAAACAGUGGGUGCCUGAUUUUUUUGGUGCAGGCUGUAGCCAUGGACAUGCUAUGUGAUCUGAUGGUGAAUUUGGGGUGACCCAGUGUAAAAAUCCUGAGGAUCCAUGGGCUUUUACCUCCCCCCUCACAGGCAGCCUCCUUUAUCGCGUCCCUUAUCUCUCUCCCGAUCCCAUCGAUCAGCUGCUUCCUUUCAACACCCCCUUCCCUCUUAAAAAAAAAAGCAUGAUCUGCUUUUUGCCCCUGGGCAAUUCGGCUCCAGGGACCACGCAUUCGCUCCAUACGACGCACAGACAUUUCCCUUUACUUUUUAGGAAGAAAAAGGUGCGUCUUAUGGAGCGAAAAAUAUGGUAUAUACCAUGGAGAGAAGGGACGGCAUCAAAACUUUAUAUUUUAGGAUGGGCAAGUGGGUCCUGCAACAAAAGGUUGCAGUAGCAAGUGCUCCCAUUCAGGUUGAUACUGUUAUUAUUUAUGGCACUCCAAGCAAAAGGACCAAAAAGAAAGCUUGGUUGAAAAGGAAAAAAAGGGUUGCCUGGUGCCUACAUGUAGUCAGUGAUGGUGUCAGGCGGUGCCUCCCUAGGGAGAGCAUUCCCUAAGUGCGGAGCCACCACUGAAAAGGCCCGUUCUCACGUUGCCACCCUCCACACCUGUCUUGGAGAGUGCACAACACGAAGAAGGACCUCUGAUGAUGAAUGCAGGAUCUGGGUUGGUUCAUGCGGGGUUACCGUCAGUCCUGCUAUCUUCCACAAUACUCCAUUCCGCCCUCACCCUCCAAGAGGCAUUCAGCAUUUUGUGGCCACUGUGCAUGUUCAGUCCUCAUUGGUCUGUUUUGGUUCUCUUUCACACACACACACACACACACACACACGGUCCUUAGAUUGAUUGAUUUAUUUUAAAGUGCUCCUGCAGACCUUGAGGUUCCCCCAGAGACUGGCGAUGCCUCCCCGUCUUGUGGAUGGUGCAAAUUUUGGCUCCAUGAAGAUCCACACUCAGAGAAUGAGUUUGCUAGGCGUGUUUCAGAUGGAAAGAGAAACAACAUACAUAGAUCCCUGAGCAGAUGGGAAGGUAGUGCAGGUUGUUGUUAAUUUGUGUUAAUUUCUCACCUCCUUUUUUCCCCCUACUAGUGACUCACAGGCACUGGGGGCUGCUGGCCUUUGGAGUGAGUCUAGGACUAGUGUUGCUGCUGGUCGCAGCCGUUCUGCUAAUUCGCUGUGUUCUGCGCAGGCUUCAUAGAGGUAAGAAGCAUCGGAGGGAUAAGAUGAACUAUCACUGUGUGUUUGUGAAAGGGCGGGAAAUGUCUUUGAAAUAAUAAUAAUAAUAAUAAUAAUAAUAAUAAUAAUUUAUUUGUACCCCGCCCAUCUGGCUGGGUUUCCCCAGCCACUGUUAGGCGGCUCCCAAAAGAAUACAGUGGUACCUUGGUUUGCAACCGCUUUGGAUUACAACCGUUUUGGAUUACAAACCCGGAAGUACGUGUCCCUUUUUUUUUUUUAUUACAACCCUUAUUUAUUUAUUUAUUACAACCCAUUUUUUUGGGAGGCCCCAUUGGUGAAAGCAUACCUUGGUUUUGGUAUACAACUGGACCUCCGGAACGGAUUAUGGUUGUAAACCAAGGUACCGCUGUAUUAAAACAUGAUAAAACAUCAAUCCUUAAAAAUUUCCCUAAACAAGGCUGCCUUCAGAUGCCUUCUGAAAGUCAGAUAGUUGUUGUAUUUCCUUGACAUCUGAUGGGAGGGCGUUCCACAGGGCGGGGGCCACUAUCGAGAAGGCCCUCUGCCUGCUUCCCUGUACCCUCACUUCUCACAGUGAGGGAGCCGCCAGAAGGCCCUCGGAGCUGGACCUCAGUGUCCAGGCUGAAUAAUGGGGGUGGAGAUGCUCCUUCAGGUAUACUGGGCUGAGGCCGUUUAGGGCUUUAAAGGUCAGCACCAACACUUUGAAUUGUGCCCAGAAACAUGCUGGGAGCCAAUGUAGGUCUUUCAGGACCGGUGUUAUAUGGUCUCGGCAGCCACUCCCAAAAGGCGACCCACUCUAGUAAUUCAGUCCUGUGUGGUGAGACAGUUGUCAGAGCAGCAGCAUCCUCUGUAUUUCAUCACAUAGGGCAGAGGUUGCCUGCAAAUAUUUUUGUGGGACUGCAACUCCCAUCCACACUGACCAUUGGCCGUGCUUGCUGGGGUUGAUGGGAGUUGUAGUCCAAAAACUUCUCAAGGGCGCCAUGUUGACUCCCUCUGAGAUAGGGGCAAAUUUAGGAAUCGCCCUAAAUUAUAGUCAUUCUUAUUGUUUAACACCGUAAGUAUGCAUAACGUUUCAUAAAGCAACGUAAGAAAAACCUGAAUGUUUUUCAGAAAAGAUUGGUUGAGAAUGACAAAAACAAUUCUUACCAUGUGGUGGCAUCUGUGUGUAAAAAUGUUAGUCCGUCUGCUCUUAUGCAGAAGGUUACUUUUUUCCUUGCCUGAAAACGUGUGUAGGGUCAAUGUGAAAGAAUAUGGCAGGACAAAGUUAUUAAUUCAUUUCAAUUAUUUCUGUACUGCCUUUCACUCCACAGAGUGCCCAAACAGUUUACAACCAAGAAGCAAUGGCAGUAUACCAAGAAGUCCGAAAAAAUACCCAUAAAAACAUAUGAGUAAAAUAUUAACAUCAGUUACAGUAAUUAGGGUGCUAAAAACUGGCGUUAAUGGCCAAGGAAUGCCUGGGCAAAUAGGUAUGUUUUCAAAGCAUGCCAGAAGCAUCCAAUAUUGGUGCUUGCCGAAUCUCCAUAGGGGAGGUGCCACCACAGAGAAGGCUCUUUUCUGUACCAACAUAAAGCAAAUAUCUGCAGGGCAUGCAGUUAAAAGCCUUCUCUGUUAAUGGCUCAUUCUUCUCAGCAUCCAGCUUUUAUUUUCACUUCUGCUCUAGUCAGGAGCUUAUCAUUGCCAGAGCCUCCAUUUGCUCUUCAUUGAAGUACAGUGGUACCUCUGAAUGCGAACGGGAUCCGUUCCAGAGCCCCGUUCGCAUCCUGAAGCGAACGUAAGACGUGUCUGCAGCUAAAGCAGGAUGCAUUGCCGCAACAGCACAUGCAUGUGCAGACAUUUGACCAUCUCCGCAUGCUCUAGCUGGUGAACCGGGAUAGUUCAUAGUCGCCGGUAGUUCGCUGCUCCGUACAUGCACAGACCUCAUUUAGGCCAUCCAUGUGCAGCUCAGUGGCAAACCUGGCAACGGCCCCGUUUAGGCGGAACCUAAGACCUGUAUUUGAAGUCAUUUGACAUCUGCGUGUGCGCUGUGGGCUAAACCUGAAGCAGGGCCCGCUUGGCACUUCCGGAUCAUGCAGGUGGCGUCAUUCUGACCAUCUGCGCAUGUGGAGUGAGCAAACCCGAUGCUAACAGGUCCGCUUGCCGCCUGCACAUGCACGUGACGUCAGUUUGACCAUCAGCAUGCGUCGAGUGGCAAGACCUGGAGUAAACAGGUCCGCUUGCCGCUCCGCAUGCACGGACGCAGUUUGACCAUCUGCGCAUGCGCAGUGGCAAACCUGAAGCAGCGGCUCUGGUUUGCCGCCAGACAUGCGCGUGAAGUCAUGCUGGCCAUCAUGCGCACGCUGGCAAGCCUGGUAUGCCGGCUCCGCUUUGCCGCCAGUACAUGCACGUGACGUCAUUUUGAGCGCCAUCUACGCAUGCCAGAGUCGGUCACGACCUGGAACCUAAUGGUUAGGCUCCGCUUCUACACAUGUACAUGACGUCAUUUUGACCAUCUUGCAUGUUUGAAUGGCAAUUCUGAAGUAAUGCACUUGAAGCUACUCUCAGUGGCUGGGAGAGCAACCCAGCCAAUGUUGAUCCUGAAGCAUAUCUAUCCCACGGCGAGGCUGUAGCUCCGAUUUCAUCGGUGCAACCGGAGCAGCCUGCCCACCUGAGCAGGACCUUGUCUCAAGCUACCGCUAGGAUGAUGCAAGUAGAAUAACACUAGGCACUAUCAUUCCAUGACUGCUGGGAAGGUAUACGUCAUCAGUGCGCUGCGCUGGUGCUGUGCUCGCCAGAUGCCAGCUCGUCAUGCUGGCGAUCCGUGACCUGGCAAGUGUCCAUCUAGACAGCGAACCUGGCUCCCGGCCUCUAUGAGCUGAUGUAAUGUAGCUCCUGCUGAAGCCCUAGAGUGGCUGGACACGACCCAGCACGAGCAUGGGUGGGUUUGCCUUUUAAUAAAUUAUUAUUAUUAUUAUUAUUAUUAUUAUUAUUAUUAUUAUUUUAUUAGAUUCAUGCCACACCCUUCCUCCCCAAGGAGCCCGUGGUGGCAAAGAGAUAAGACAACUUUACAAAUGAAGUAAAAACAUUCUAAAGCAGUCAAAAACAAUUGGGACUCAACUAAAAAGCCAUUAUCAGAAUCACAGAAUCAUAGAGUUGGAAGGGACCCCGAGGGUCAUCUAGUCCAACCCCAUUUGGUGUGCGGGAAUCAAAACUAAAGCAAUCCAUGACAGGUGGCCAUGCAACCUCUGCUUAAAAUAUUCUAAAAUCAAUUAAAACUGUGUUUCUAUUCAGUGAUCUUGAAGGCUGGCCAGGAACAGUAUCCUUCAGCCACCACAGGAAUGCUUUCAAAUUCCUCCUGAAAAAUUAAUGAUGACGGAGAGAGGUAGCACCUCACUAGGGAGGGCAUUCCACAGCUGGGGAGCCACCACUCGAAAGUCCCUGCCAAGGAUCAGCACCUUCUUAUGAGAAGCAUUCCUGAUUCCGCUUUCUCCCUUCUCUCCCCAGACGUACCGGGCAAGCGCCAUUCUCGCCCCAUCCUGCUGAUCUAUUCCCCCGACUCGGAGGAGCACAAGCAGUUGGUGUGUGCUUUUGCGGCGCUGCUGCGCUCGGCCCUGGGCUGCCCCGUGCUCUUGGACCUCUGGGAGCUGGGCCACGUGGGGCGGCUGGGCAUCUUGCCCUGGGUGUACGCCCAGCGAGAGCAAGUCAGCCGGGAGCAGGGCCAGGUCCUGCUACUGUGGAGCGUCGGCAGCGCCCGCGCCUACGGACUGUGGCAAGGGAAGGCCUCCAGGCACGGCGGCGUGAAGGCACCGGAGCCCCACGACCUGUUUGGGGCGGCCAUGGCCUGCUUGAAAGGCGAACUGCAGGGGGCGCCCGGGGCCGUGCGAGGAAAGGGCGACUGGGUCAUCGCCUACUUCAGCAAACUGUGCGGCCGGCGCAACAUCCCCCGGGCCUUGCACUUCCUUCCUCGAUACCGCCUGCCUCAGGAACUGCCAGGUCUGGUCAGGGUGCUUCAGGGCCCUUCCAGCUCAACCCCAAGAUGGCUCCGCGCCAGCGCUAAGGCCCUGGUGUGCCGCUUGCUCAAGGCCGAGAAGAAGAAAGCUGUGCGGAGCCAGAGGCAUCAGCCUUGGAGGUCAGCCACGGAGAAGUUUGCGAGCUCCCUGGUCCCUUUCGCUCCUCAUCCCAAACUGCGCAGGCCGAGCUGCGCUUGA
This is a messenger RNA of Podarcis lilfordi (Lilford's wall lizard), 31026 nucleotides long. NCBI's taxonomy places the organism in Eukaryota, Metazoa, Chordata, Lepidosauria, Squamata, Lacertidae. The record is from the annotation of a GenBank genome assembly.